This is a messenger RNA of Bactrocera dorsalis (oriental fruit fly), 886 nucleotides long. RefSeq names its product trypsin alpha-3. The record is from RefSeq and is a predicted model, not a curated record. Gene Ontology annotation, molecular function: serine-type endopeptidase activity. Gene Ontology annotation, biological process: proteolysis. Bases 44 to 820 code for a protein of 258 amino acids. Lineage: Eukaryota; Metazoa; Arthropoda; Insecta; Diptera; Tephritidae. The transcript has a single exon.
UUGCACUUGUGAAUGAGCUUAGCGGUACUUUAAGCGCACCAAAAUGAGACUCUCGCCUACGGUAAUCUUGUUAUUGUUCAUUCAAAGGACUUUGGCGUACCUGGCAACUAGCGAAAUACAACGUGAACGACGCAUAGUCGGCGGUGAGUUGGCACGAAUCGAACAAGUGCCACAUUUGGUGAAUAUACGUUUGAAUCGCUACUUCCAUUGUGGUGGUUCGCUGGUGACGCCACGUUGUGUUUUAACGGCAGCUCAUUGCAUCGGCCACAAUUCGCCGAACGAUUUUGUUGUGCGAGGUGGAAAUACUCGGCUGUCUGAUGUGGAAAAUCGGCGUACAGUUGAACAAGUUUUCGUACCGCCCGAGUAUAAUAAUCGCACAUUCGAGCAUGAUGUGGCCAUUAUGCGUCUGCAUACGAAACUACAAGGUGUGAAUAUCAAACCGAUAGCAAUCGGUGACUUUGCGCUCGCACAAGGCGAAUAUGUAACCGUUUCCGGUUGGGGUCUCACGCGUGAACAUGCUGUCCUACCACCGAAUCAUAUGCACACGGUGCGUCUUCGUGUUUUAGAGCAGGCGCAAUGUAAAGCCUUCUAUGAUGAUUAUCGUAAUGUAAGCGACACGAUGUUCUGUGCGUCGGUGCCGGGUGAAAAAGAUGCAUGUUUGGCAGAUUCCGGUGGGCCUGCAGUGGCGCGCGGUCGCCUUGUCGGUGUUGUGUCGUGGGGUAAAGGGCGUGAAUGUGGUCGCGCCGAUUCGCCGGGUGUCUAUGUGAGAUUAAAUAUGGUUAAGAAGUGGAUUAUGUCUGUACUGUACAAACACUGUUAGGAGACUAUGAAAAUUUAUCAAUAAUAAUGCGUUAAAUUUAAGUUAGCAUAGGUUGGUUUAUCGGGA